AUGUGUCGUGCCUGGUGAACGGCAUCUACUGGGCGGUGAACUCGCCCAAGAUCCUGACAUUGCCCGACGCCAAACGUCUGCUCCAGCCAGUUAGCCAGCCGUGGAUUCCCAAAACAGCAGGCUCGCCGCCGCUGCCGCACCGCAUGGUGGCGCUGUGUGACAUCAGCGCCGACCCCGGAGGCUCCAUCGACUUCAUGACCGAGUGCACCACCAUCGACUCGCCGUUCUGCCUGUACGACGCCGACCAGAACAAGGACGCCAACAGUUUCCGCGGCCCUGGCGUGUUGGUGUGCAGCAUAGACAACAUGCCCACUCAGCUGCCGCGGGAGGCCACCGACUUCUUCGGCACCCUGCUGUUCCCUUACGUGUACAACAUCAUGCAGUCGAACGCGGACAGACCGUUCGAGCAGCAGCCCUUCAACCCGGUGGUGAAAAAUGCUGUGAUUGCCAGCAAUGGUCGGCUGACGCCCAACUUCGAGUACAUCGACGAGCUGAGGAGAGGCAGCAGAGGGUCUCGACACAAGGCCUGCAUGGCGCACGCCCAGGCCGAGAAGAAGGUGCUGGUGCUGGGCUCCGGCUACGUGGCCGAGCCGCUGGUGGAGUACCUGUCUCGUGACCCCAAGACGCACAUCCACGUCGCGUCCGCCGUGCAGACCGAACUGGAUACGCUCACUAGCAAGUACAGCAAUGUGGAGGGCGGCAUCCUGGACGUGACGGAGCGGCCCGACCAUCUGGCAACACUGGUCGAGGACGCCGACGUCGUCGUCUCGCUGCUGCCUUACGUGCUGCACCCGUUGGUGGCGCGUGCCUGCAUUCAGCACAAAACCAACAUGGUGACGGCCAGCUACUGCACGCCCGAGAUGCGCGCACUGGACGAGGCAGCGCGUGAUGCCGACAUUACCGUGGUGAACGAGGUCGGCCUGGACCCGGGCAUCGACCACUGCCUCGCCAUGGACUGUUUCGACGAGGUUCACCACGGCGGUGGUAAAAUUCGGUCGUUCGUGUCGUACUGCGGCGGCCUCCCCGCUCCGGAGUGUUCCGACAACGCAUUGAGGUACAAGUUCUCCUGGUCACCAACAGGUGUCCUGCGCAACACCACUCAGGGAGCCAGCUACCUGUUGAAUGGUAAAAUGGUCGAGAUCCCAGCGGGCAGCCUGCUGAAGUCGUCACAGCGCAUGAACUUCUUGCCCGGCUUCGCGCUGGAAGGGUUCGCCAACCGCGACUCCACCAUCUACGGCAAGCUCUACGGCAUCCAGGAGGCUGCGACGCUGCUGCGCGGCACGCUGCGCUACUGCGGCUACUCGGAGGCGGUGCUCGGCCUGCAGGAGCUGGGCCUGCUCAGUGAGGAGAGUCACCCGGCCGUGCACCCGGGCGGGCCCGACAUCACCUGGCACGAGCUCAUCUGCAACCUGCUCGGCCAGUCGGACGAGAUCUUCUACGACAACCUGCGCCUGCAGCUGGCGCAGCGCGCCGGUGGCGAGGAGCGCGUGCGGGCCAUGGAGCAGCUGGGCCUGCUGAGCGACGCGCCCGUGCGCAAGCGCGGCUCGCUGCUGCACUCGCUGAGCGAGCAGCUGGCCGAGCGGCUGCGCUACGGCCCCGGCGAGCGGGACCUGGUCGUGCUGCGCCACGAGAUCGACAUCGCCUGGCCGGACAAGCGCCAGGAGCGGCGUGGCAUCAACCUGGUGUCGUACGGCGAGCCCGGUGGCUUCUCGGCCAUGGCCAAGACGGUCGGCUACCCGUGCGCCAUCGCCACGCAGAUGGUGAUCGACGGCGAGAUCCAGGGCAGGGGCAUGGUGCUGCCGCUCUCGCCGGAGAUCUUCCGGCCUGUGCUGAAGCGGCUCGAGCGCGAGGGCAUCACCGCCACGCAGCAGACCACCACGCUGUAGGCGGCGCUGCGCGCGCGCGGGCGAGAGGAGGCCGGUUUGUGUUCACGCACGGCGCUGCUGUGAGCUCGUCUCCGGUGAGAUGCAGCCGUGCUGAUGAGAUGACUCGUUGCUGCGAGUCUGCACAGUAGCGUCAAUGUCCGGCCUAUGGUCCAUCCCAUAUGGUCCAGUCAUAUGCUGGUGGGCAGGUUACCGGACUUCAUCGGCACUGACUGCCGGCGAAACCAGAACAAGCCCAUUCGGCCCAGGCCUCCACAGGCCCUCGCUAUGACCUACGUGAGGUUAGUCAAUUAUGUCGGAUACCGGCAGAGGUGGCGUGGUUGUCCAUUGUGCCACAGGUCGCCACAGACCGGCCGCAAAGGUACGAGAACCCCAUCUUAUGUCAAUCGCGAAAGAGCGUCACAUUGAUGGCGAGGUAAUUGCCCCGCCCUGAGCUGUCGCCGAACGCAGCGGAAGCGGCGAGCACGCAAGACCGCACGUCGCCCUAGACGACAGCAGUGCCGCCAGAGCUCACGUGUUUGGACUGCAUGGAUGGUUCUCACUCCACUGUAUGAACCCUACGCCCCCGUGCUGUCUUGUAGGCGCGAUAACGGCAGUCCUCAAACCGAGCGCGCGACGGUGCCAAUGACAAGACAGCGACACACUGGGGCAUCAGUAGUGGUUUAUAUAUGAACUUACAGCUCGUUGUGCCUUUCGAACAUCACGCCGGUUCGGUACCGAUGCAAGCGGAUGUUUAAACCCAUAACGUGAGCUUCCAGGUCCAGCUUGCGCCGCAGUUUGGCUCGUGAGAAUGGCCACGCGUGCGGCUCCGGCACAUCCACCUGUUGCGCAGGCAGGGCCAGUGAGCAGGUUAUGGAAAGACGUGGCAGUGGUACAUCGCGUUUAGGAAACUUAAUACAUUAAGUAAUUCUG
Molecule: messenger RNA, 2795 nt
Organism: Pollicipes pollicipes
Lineage: Eukaryota; Metazoa; Arthropoda; Thecostraca; Pollicipedomorpha; Pollicipedidae
Product: lysine ketoglutarate reductase/saccharopine dehydrogenase
Exons: 11
Coding region: 144-1886 (580 amino acids)
Cellular component (GO): cytoplasm
Molecular function (GO): saccharopine dehydrogenase activity
Source: RefSeq, a predicted model, not a curated record